Messenger RNA from Penicillium samsonianum, 1143 nucleotides. RefSeq names its product cytochrome and DOMON domain-containing protein. The transcript has a single exon. Lineage: Eukaryota; Fungi; Ascomycota; Eurotiomycetes; Eurotiales; Aspergillaceae. The record is from RefSeq and is a predicted model, not a curated record. The coding region runs from base 1 to 1143 and encodes 380 amino acids.
AUGGUUCGGCAUAUUUUUUCGUGGCUUUGGGCCAUUCCUGCCCUGGCCCAAGUUCAAGUUCAUAGCAUUCAUCCUCAAGGCCACGAUGAGAUCACCUAUAGCUUCAAUGUCCCCGACAAUACAGCUAAAUCGGGUUCGGGCCCCAUAUAUUUACAGAUGAAUUCUACUCGCCAAGUGCAGUGGUUUGCCUUGGGUCAAGGAAUGCAAAUGGCAGGCGCCAAUAUGUUUGUCGUGUAUACAUCUGGCAACACUGUCACUGUUUCUCCGCGGUCGGGUGUCGGGGAAAUCGAACCGUUGUAUAACAAGAACGCCCAGAUCACAAUCCUGAAUGGCAGUGGUGUGCACGACGGGGUCAUCACUGCCAAUGUCCGAUGCGAUACCUGCCUGGAAUGGAAUGGAGGAACAGAAAACGUGAACAGCUCUUCAAGUCCGUGGAUUUGGUCCAUUAAAUAUGGGGGGUCCCUGAAUUCGGUCAGUUUGUCUGAGGGUAUCACCCAACAUGAUGAUCACGGUGGCAUGACGAUCGACCUGAAAAAAGCGACGGGCGGCAGCUCAGUGAAUCCCUUCGCUCAAAUGGCCCGAGCGCCCAUCUCCUCCAGUGAAGAAGAUCCGGGCCUUGCGGCCUUCCAAAGCACGGUCAAGAGGAAAAAGACGGCCCAUGCUGUGCUCAUGGUUUUGGCUUUUGUGGUCAUGUUCCCAUUCUUCGCGCUCGGACUUCAUAUUUUCCCGUCGAAAUGGACGGUGAACAUUCACGGAAUAUUUCAACUCAUCACUUUGGCCGUCGCACUUGCGGGCUUUGGAGUCGGUGUUUCAUUAGCACGGCAGAUUGAAUUGAUCGAUUCUUACCAUACCAUCCUGGGGAUGAUCAUUGUACCAUGCCUUGUUCUUUUCCAGCCUGCUAUGGGUGUGUUGCAGCACCGAUUCUUCCGGAAGACAGGUGGGAAAGGACCUUUUUCUUAUAUGCAUCGCUGGUUUGGACGGUUGAUGAUGAUUCUUGGUAUCAUCAAUGCUGGGCUUGGAUUCAAGCUUGCGGGAGCACCGCGUGGGGCGGUCAUUGCAACUAGUGUUGUUGCUGGUAUCAUCGGAAUGGUUUAUAUUGUGAUUGUUAGUUGGAUUGGAAGACCGAGGAGCCGCAAUUUGUAA